Molecule: messenger RNA, 498 nt
Organism: Solanum verrucosum
Lineage: Eukaryota; Viridiplantae; Streptophyta; Magnoliopsida; Solanales; Solanaceae
Exons: 1
Coding region: 33-488 (151 amino acids)
Source: RefSeq, a predicted model, not a curated record
AAAAAAAGACUCAACUUGUUGCACAUAAUGAAAUGGAGAGUGGUGGUAAUUUUAGCCUUGUGUCUUUAGUGAAAUGCUUCAAUGGGUGCAAAGAUCAAGCUCAAGUCUCUAGUUUUGGAACAAGGAUUUGGAAUUUUAGUGAUAAAUCAAUUGAAUUGCAAAUAAGGGUUGGUUCAAUCUUGAAGAAAGUUCAUACAUUGAAACCAGGAUCAUCAAAGAGGCUAAAUUCCAAGAAAAUUUACAAGGCUUAUAUGCCUAGUAAUAAUAAUUAUUAUAAAGGUGGAGUUGAGAGUUUACUUUAUUAUUAUGAUGAAUCUUGCCAACCUUAUAUUUGGAUUAAUGAUACUGGUUGUGAUUUUUCAAGAAUGGUGAAACAACAAUACAUAAGUCUUGAAGAUUUGAGGGAUUGUUCUGAGCUUAAAAUAUUUAGAGAUCAUCAAAGAGGUUGCAUUUCUGUUAGGAAGAAACCAAGAACAGAACUUUGUUGAUUAAGUUCUU